AUGUGGGCCGCCGGCUUCGAGCGCCACGUCGUGGGGGGCCGCGUCUACUACACCCUCGCGGGGUGCCCGCCGCCGCCGGCCGGCGCUUACGGCCGGGAAGGGGCCGAGGCAGCCGCGCAGGCGCCCGUCUUGCUGCUCCACGGGGUGGGGGCUGGCGUGGUCCCUUACCUCGGACUCAUCCUCAGGCUGGCGGGCACAGGCCGCCCCCUGGUGGUCCCUGAGUUCCGCCACAUCAGCAUGCGGCUGACCGAUGACAUCCCCACCAUCGAGCAGCUCGUGGCAUCAACGACCGCCUUCCUGCAGCUGAUAGGCCACGAGAAGGUGCACGUCGUGGCCCACUCCUAUGGCAGCCUGGUGGCCGCGCGGCUCUGCCGGCUGCACCCCAAGGCCGUCUCCAGCCUGGCGCUCAUGGACCCCGUGUGCUUCGGGAUGUUCAUGCCCGCGCUGCUGCGCACGUUCCUCUACUCAUUUCCGUCCAGCGGCCACCCCAUCCUGGACCUGGGACUGUACCUUGUGUCGCGUGAAAUCCACAUGACAGCCACGUUCUGCAGGGAGUUUUACUGGAGCGACGUCAACCUGUGGGCAGACGAGCUGCCGCGCCACACCCUGGUGUACCUCGGCGGCCGCGACCGCCUGUGCGAGGCCGCCGGCGUCCGCCGCUGGCUCGCGUCCGAGGCGCCCGCCGCGCGCGUCGUGUUCGACGCCGCCGCGCGCCACGGGGAGAUGCUCGCGCGCCCGGGGCUGCUGGAGCAGCUGCUGGCGCAGUGGGCGGGGGUUGCCGCGGCGGGCGACGCCGGGGCGGAGGGCGGGGUGGAGGGGGCCCUGGAGGGAGUGCUGUCUUCGCCUUUUGCCGGCAGGGAGGCGUGCCCUUUGACUGCGGCGGCGGCGGAGGAGGCAGAGGGGGAGGAGGAGGAGGCAGAGGGGGAGGAGGAACAAGAGGAAGAGCUGCGGCGGUGCCAGCAGCCAGGGGCCGCGGCGCGGGCGCGUGCCGCCGCCAGCCGCGCGGCCGCGUGGCGGCUCCUGGCGCCCGCAAGCGGCAGCCCUGACGGCGGCGUGCUUGUGCCCGCAGGGGCUGGCCCCGACGCCGACUGCAGUGCAGCGCCGCCGUCGCAGCUGGCGCCCUCCCCGCCCUCACCUCAGUCGUCGCUCUCCCCCUUGUCUUCCGCCGGCAUCGACGCGCUAACCUCGGACGCGCUCGACGCGUCCGAGGCGGGCGCGGAGUUUGAUGAUCUGGGGGACGCCGCGGUGCUCGGCGGCGCGGCAGCGCGGCGGCUCUCGCCGUCGUGGGCGCGGCGGGAGGCCGGGUCUGCGGCGGCCCGCGCCGGCGGCGACGGGCUGUUGUUUGUCCAAGGCACCUCGCGCUUUGCCUGCGCGAAACUGGCGAGGCCGGCCGGCCGCGGCGGCCUGUCUGGCAGCGCGACCGUGGACUUGGGGGCACUCUCGCGCUGCGGCCCGCGCCGCGCAGACGCCGACGUCGCCGCGGCUACGACAGCAACGGCGGCGGCGGCCGCGCGGCUGGCGACGGCGCUAGCGAGGCGGGAGGCCGCGGAGGCGCGGGCGCGGCUUGAGGGGCGCCUGGGGCUGCAGCAGAGCAUGUGGCAGUAG
This is a messenger RNA of Monoraphidium neglectum, 1605 nucleotides long. RefSeq lists its product as hypothetical. NCBI's taxonomy places the organism in Eukaryota, Viridiplantae, Chlorophyta, Chlorophyceae, Sphaeropleales, Selenastraceae. Bases 1 to 1605 code for a protein of 534 amino acids. The record is from RefSeq and is a predicted model, not a curated record. The transcript is spliced from 6 exons.